Bolinopsis microptera is the source of this 14967-nucleotide messenger RNA. Its product is annotated as dynein axonemal heavy chain 5-like. Bases 47 to 14314 code for a protein of 4755 amino acids. Gene Ontology annotation, cellular component: axonemal dynein complex. Gene Ontology annotation, molecular function: dynein intermediate chain binding; dynein light intermediate chain binding; ATP hydrolysis activity. Lineage: Eukaryota; Metazoa; Ctenophora; Tentaculata; Lobata; Bolinopsidae. Gene Ontology annotation, biological process: microtubule-based movement. The record is from RefSeq and is a predicted model, not a curated record. The transcript is spliced from 79 exons.
CUCAUUUUGGGCUUUUGAGUCUAGACUGUUUCCUCACAAGACGCCAAUGGAUAACAAGACCACAAACUACCGCUUCAACCAUGGCUUAGUCCUCAGAAUGAUGCCGGUAGGGACUUCUACCUCAGAUAAGCGGCCUCGGUCCGCCGUAGCCUUCAACAGGUGGCAGAAUGUGGUGAAGAAAGCAACCAAGGGACUGUUUGGUCAGAGCAGUACCCCUGGCAACCAGACCACCAACAAGAAAGCAGUAAACCCAGGGUUGACCCGGGUAAAGAGCUGGAGGAGAACCAACUCAGAUGCAGCUCCCAGACUCAUCCUCUCCGCCGCAUUGUCACCCCAGCGAUUUGCGGUCUAUGAUCUCAGGGAGGCGUCCAAAGAGCAAAAGGCUCGCGAGGAGAAGGAACACAAAAGAGGAAGGCUUGAUGCUAGACAUAAUUAUUUGCUCAGAACUGUCUCUGAGCACCUUCAGUUGCCCCAAGCUGAUCUCGAGGACAGUAUACUCGAGGGCUUCCAGAUUGAGCUAAUGGAUCAGUUCUUUUUGAAACCCUCCGUCUCUUUGAUAAUGUUUUGUGCACCGAAACUAGAGCCGGUUGAAGCGGCUGCCACCACAACCGCCACCACCGCCACUACUACUGCAAUAUCCCCAGUGGCAGCGGCAGCCCCUCCAGCUAAGCCAGCUAAAGCACGUGUUAAAGUGUACAUAACUGAUGGGAAGAAUGAGAAGAUUGAGACUGAUUGUACCAUACUUUACUUUAUAAAGACGGUGGAGAAACCAGUUACACUGGAAUCCAGCAUGCUCAUGCAUAAGUGGCUGAAUUUCGGAUACAUGGAGCUGACGAAGACAGAAGCAAAAGGAGCACACUUGAUAGAAGGGGUGGCUAGGGUGCUGCAGAUGAUUUAUAUUCCUGCCCUCACUAACUAUAUGACCUGGGGUGAUCUUCCCGGUCUUCAGAGAGAGCAGAUGAAGUGGGAGAUUGUGAGUAAUCUAGAGGGAUUCUGCGGAAUGCUGAACAACGCUUCAGGGAGCCUGGAGGACAAUAUUCUCCUUAGGAAAUGUGAUACGAUAGACCUGACAGCGUACAAGUCAGCAGCAGACUACAUAGAGGUAGCUAACAGUGCUGAGGAUCUCCAGCUGGUGGAACUCUGCUUUGUAGGCUGGUGCAAGCAGAUCGAACAGGUGCUGGCUGAGUCAGAUCAGAUGAGGAAAGAGGCUGACGACAUUGGACCAAAAGCAGAACUUGACCAUUGGAAAAAGAGGAUGGCUAAGUUCAACUCCUUGUUAGACCAGAUUAAGGGACAGGAGUGCAAGGCAGCUCUUGGAGUUAUGAUUGCUGCAAAGAGCAAAUUAAUCAAGAGAUGGAAGCAGUUGGACACACAGAUAACGGACUCAGCUAACGAAGCUAAAGAUAACGUAAAGUUCCUGUAUACUUUAGAGAAGUUCUGUGACCCCCUCUACAAGAACGAUCCUCAGAGCAUGGUGGACCACAUUGCAGGUCUGCUCAACGCUGUUAGGAUGAUCCACAGUAUAUCUAGAUAUUACAACACCAGUGAACGCAUGACCAGCCUGUUCAUCAAGAUAACGAAUCAGAUGAUAACAUCAUGUAAGAACUAUAUAACAUGUAAUGAUAGCGUUAGGCUCUGGCACGAGGACAGAGAUAUAGUGGUGGAGAAACUCAGAGCUUGCAUGACUCUCAACAAGGAGUACCAGGCAGCGUUUCAUAAAACGAAAAAAAGGCUAGAACAGAGUCCAGAGGAGAGACAGUUCGAGUUCUCGGAGAUGUACAUAUUCGGAAAGUUCGAUACGUUCUCCAAACGGCUGGGGAAGAUAAUGCACAUGUUCGAGCUGAUAGAGAGUUACUCAAAGUUAGGGGAGAGUAAGAUUGAGGGCAUUGAGCGGUACUCUACCAGGUUCAUGGUGAUAAUAAAUGUGUUAAAAAAGAAAUCAUAUGACCUGCUGGACCACCGCAAGAUGGAUUUUGAUACAGACUACGAUGACUUUUGUACCCAAGUGGGAGACAUUGAGUUGGACAUCCAGCGCUUUAUGGAGGACAGUCUAGACAAACCCAGCACUACUCAGGCUGCGUUACAACUUGUUAAGAAGUAUCAGAGUCUAAAGAUAUCGUCGCUGGACCCCCAGCAGAAGUUUGGCAAGAUUCUCCAGGGGUUUGGGAAGGAUAUUGAGAACGUGCAGAAGUUGUACCAGAAGCAGAAGAACGACCCACCUUGUGGGAGGAUGCUGCCUCCUAUCUCUGGGAAGAUAGCGUGGGCAAGACAACUGUUCAGGAAGAUUGAACAGCCAAUGUUGGUAUUCCAGCAAUACCCAGCAGUGCUGGAGAGUGACGAUGCCAGGAAGAUUAUCAGGAGUUACAACAAAGUGGCUAAAGUGUUGUUAGAGUACGAGGUCAUAUACCACCAAGCAUGGCUUAAACAGAUAGACGUCAUCAAGUCCGGUUUGAACUCCUCUCUGUUGGUGAGGCACCCUGACACUGGUGUUCUUUACGUCAACUUCGACCCCUCUAUCCUGGAACUCGUUAGAGAGGUAGAUUGCAUGGAGAGAAUGGGACAGGACAUUCCUUCCACCGCACUUCUUAUCAAACAGAAAAAGGCAUCCAUCAAAGCCAGCUAUUCCCUUCUCAACUCGAUGUUGAACGAGUGGAAGAGAAUAACGGGACUAAUUCCGUCCAGCUUCAUCCCCCUGAUGCAGCCACACAUUACCUACGUAGAGGACUAUAUCAGACCUGGACUAACUAUGUUAACGUGGAGUAGCAUUAACAUGGAGUCUUAUGUCGGCAGAAUCACCAGGGAGAUGAGAAAGUUGGAACUUCUUAUCAACCGAAUAAACGAUCUGUGCACUUUCAGGAUAGACUCAGUUUUGAAAGAGAUGGGGCAGACAUUGCUCUGUGAACUUCCUGACCAAACUGCUUGGAGUGUGGAACAGUUUCUCUCUAGAACAGAGAGUGUUUGCAACAUGGCUGCAAUACAAUUAGAGUUGAAAAGCAAACAAGUCGAGAAAGCUACAAAUGAACUUAUAGACAUGAUGAUGAGUUACCCACAGUUAACGGACGAGAUUCAGGACGAAGAAACGCGACCUAGUAGCUCCAGAACUCCCACACCUCCUACAACCGCUAAAAGUGGUAAACCAAGCCGCUACAGUGCUAGAGGAGUAAGAGGGCUACCAGAAUCGGAGGAAGACCAGAGGCCCGGGGCAAGGAGCAGAUUAAGGAAACGGCUCCUGAGGGAGAGUCUUGAAGAGGAAGCUAAGGAGCUGAGGAGCACUUUCCAACAUAGGAACCUGGAAGCCAUACUCCGGGCUACAAGGAGUACUCUAGAGACCCUGAAAAAGAGGGUCCAAGUGUCUUCUCUGCAUAUGUACGAAGUUACUCCCGCACAGGGAAGCAGGAAAUCAGAAACUCCUCUCUUCAAGGCGGACAUAGUCCUCUCCAUACCAGCAAUAGUCAUGUUACCGGGGCUGGACGAAAUACAACAAGGACUCAACACAAGCAUCCGACUAAUACUCAACGUCAGCCGAUGUAUAUUACAAUGGGGACAGAAGGAUAUAGAACCACCUGAUCCGGGACCCAGCAACCCUGUUCCUGAUACAAAGUCUCCCAGAAUCACCGUGGUUACUGCUCCUUCCACCAAACCUGACGCUGCCAGGACAUAUUUCAAGAGCAUCAGUGAAAACAAGGAUAUCUCCAAGAUGGCUAGUCUUCUCAGCACGGCUAUCAACGCCACCAAAUCUGAAAUCAGCAAAGCUCUCGAGCAGUUCAAGCCAUACCACGCUUUAUGGGACACUGACCAGGAGAAGGUGGAGCAGGAGUUCCUAACUCAGGACCCUAGUUUAGGGGAGUUUGAGGGGAUGAUCCUGCAGUACGAGACAGAGAUAGACCAGAUAGCUGAUAUACCGGAGACCAUUCCAGUUGGUGCUAUCGCUCUUGAAUCUGUUGUACUGAAAGAAGCGCUGAUAGCAGAAGCUAAAGGGUGGAAACUCUUAUACGGUAGUUUGGCGAACAGGAAAUACAGAAAUCGAAUGAAGGAAAUAUUUGAGCUUGUCGAGGAACUGAGCAAGAAACUUAGCCGUCCUAUCAGUGAUUUAGAUGAUGUGAGGGAUAGUAUGGCAGCUCUUGCUAAGAUCCGGAGUAAGGAGAUUGAGAUCGACAUGGUCAUCGGCCCAAUCGAGGACUCGUACGCGAUGUUGAACAAGUUCGAGUUACCACUAUUGAAGGAGGAGGCAGAGAGGGUGGAUACUCUGAGGUAUGCCUGGGAAAAGGUUCUCAGUCAGGGCGGAGAGGUACAGACCCAUCUCGUGGACAUUCAGCCCACCUUCAAGAAAACACUGCUGGUAAAUGUCGUUAAUUUCAAAACAGAGGUGGAAAACUUCGCUAAAGACUACGAUCUUAACGGUCCCAUGGUUACUGGUCUGGCACCAGAGGAGGCUAGUGUGAGACUCACCAUAUUCCAAUCUACGUUUGAUGACCUGUGGAGAAAGUACGACACGUACAGCAGCGGGGAGGGCUUGUUCGGACUUCCCGUUAAGGAAUACCCCAUCUUAGGCAAGAUGAAGAAAGAGCUGAAUUUGCUCCAGAAACUCUAUACACUGUACAACACGGUCAUUGAUACGGUUAACGGCUACUACGAUAUCCUCUGGCUAGAUAUUGAUAUUGAGAAGAUAAAUGACGAACUCAAUGACUUCCAGAACAGAUGCCGCAAGUUGCCGCGAGCACUGAAGGACUGGCCAGCUUACAACGCUCUCAAGCAAAAGAUAGACGACUUCAACGAAACUUGCCCUCUUCUGGAGCUAAUGACAAACAAGGCUCUGAAAGCUAGACAUUGGGAACGGAUAUCAGUACUAACCGGACACACCUUCGACUUUGAGUCAGAUACUUUCAUGCUGAGAAAUAUCAUGGAGGCGCCUCUACUUCAGUUUAAGGAGGACAUUGAGGAUAUAUGCAUCUCUGCUGUGAAAGAAAAAGACAUCGAAGCUAAAUUAAAAAUGGUUAUAAGCGAGUGGAACCACGAGGAGCUGACUUUCUCUCUGUUUAAGAACCGGGGAGAGCUACUGCUUAAAGGUCAACAAGUGUCAGAUAUCGUGUCAAAAAUGGAGGAUAGUCUUAUGAUGCUGGGCUCUCUAAUGAGCAACAGAUACAACGCACCAUUUAAGAAGAGCAUCCACAAGUGGGUUACCCAGCUCUCUUCUUCAACUGAUAUCAUUGAGAGUUGGAUGUCCGUUCAAAACCUCUGGAUCUACCUUGAGGCUGUGUUCGUGGGAGGCGACAUCGCUAAACAGCUUCCAAAGGAAGCAAAAAGGUUCCAGAGUAUAGACAAGAGCUGGGUGAAGAUCAUGACGCGAGCUCACGAGACACCAAGUGUUGUGAGCUGUUGUGUUGGGGACGAGAUGUUGGGACAGCUCCUCCCUCACCUACUUGAGCAGCUGGAACUCUGCCAGAAGUCUCUCUCCGGAUACUUAGAGAAGAAACGACUCUUAUUCCCGAGAUUCUUCUUCGUAUCAGACCCAGCUCUCUUGGAGAUCUUGGGACAGGCUUCGGACCCUCACACUAUACAGGCACAUCUACUAAGCGUAUUCGACAACACAAAGAGUGUCAAAUUCCACGAAAAGGAUUAUGAAAAGAUAACGGCUAUCGUUUCUAAAGAGGAGGAGACGAUCGAACUGGACAAACCCGUCAUGGCGCAGGGUAACGUAGAGAUCUGGCUGGCAAGUCUCCUGAAGAUGGCCCAGCAGAGUUUACACACUGUUAUCAGAACUGCGGCCAUGGCUAUAAACGAGGCCAGCAGCUUUGUGUUCCUGGAGUUCUUCAACACUUACCCAGCUCAAGUGGGCCUGUUGGGGCUCCAGCUCUUGUGGACUAAGAAAUCAGAGGAGGCCCUCAAAACCGCUAAAUAUGACAGGAAAAUAAUGGGAGCGACUAAGCAGUUGUUCAGCGAGCAGUUGAACGAGCUGAUCGCCCAAACAACCACCAACCUGACUCGAGUACAGAGAACUAAGUUCGAAACUCUCAUUACCAUCCACGUACAUCAGCACGACAUAUUUGAGGAGCUGCACAAAAAGAAUGUAAAGUAUGCACACGAUUUCGAGUGGUUGAAACAGAGCCGCUUCUACUUCAAGGAUGACGUGGAUAAAUGUGAAAUCAGCAUCACUAACGUCGACUUUGUUUACCAAAACGAGUUCCUGGGCUGUACAGAAAGACUGGUGAUAACUCCUCUCACUGACAGAUGCUACAUUACUUUAGCUCAAGCUCUUGGCAUGAGCAUGGGAGCAGCCCCUGCCGGUCCAGCCGGUACUGGUAAAACUGAGACAACCAAAGAUAUGGGCAAAGCUCUGGGGAAGUUUGUUGUGGUGUUCAACUGUUCCGAUCAGAUGGAUUACAGAGGAUUAGGAAAGAUCUACAAAGGACUAGCUCAGUCAGGAUCCUGGGGGUGUUUCGACGAGUUCAACAGAAUAGACCUGCCUGUCCUAUCAGUAGCGGCUCAGCAGAUCGCUAUCGUGCUGGCAUGCAGGAAGGAACGGAAACGACAGUUCAUCUUCACGGACGGAGACGUGGUGGAUCUCAACCCUGAGUUCGGGUUGUUUAUCACCAUGAACCCAGGUUACGCGGGUAGACAGGAACUGCCUGAGAACUUGAAGAUGUUGUUCAGAACCGUGGCUAUGAUGGUGCCAGACAGGCAGAUUAUCAUUAGGGUGAAACUGGCUAGUUGUGGAUUUGCUGAGAACCUAUCACUAGCGAGCAAGUUCUACACGCUCUACAAACUCUGUGAGGAGCAACUCACCAAACAGGUUCAUUACGAUUUUGGGCUACGAAAUAUCCUGUCGGUGUUGAGAACCCUUGGACAAAACAAACGAGACAAUGCUUCAGAUCCUGAGAGCAAAAUAGUUAUGCGAGUGCUGCGGGACAUGAACCUCUCCAAGUUGGUUGAUGAAGACGAGCCUCUCUUCUUAUCUCUCAUAUCUGAUCUCUUCCCUGCGAUCACACUCGACACUGCUGGGUAUCCAGCUCUUGAGAAAGCAAUCAAGGACCAAUGUGAAGAGGAGAAGCUGAUCUACCAUCUACCCUGGGUACUGAAACUAAUCCAGCUAUUUGAGACUCAGCGAGUGAGACACGGGAUGAUGGCUUUGGGCCCCAGUGGGGCCGGUAAGACUGUGUGUAUACACGUGCUGAUGAAAGCUAUGAGCACGUGUGGUAGCUUCACUAAAGAGAUGAGGAUGAACCCUAAAGCUAUCUCUUCACCACAGAUGUUUGGUAGGCUUGACGUUGCUACCAACGAUUGGACGGACGGAAUAUUCUCUACACUAUGGAGAAAAACUCUCAAAACCAAGAAAGGAGAAAAUGUGUGGCUUGUCCUAGACGGACCAGUGGACGCUAUCUGGAUCGAGAACUUGAACUCAGUGCUGGACGACAACAAGACCCUAACUCUAGCAAACGGAGACCGCAUCCCCAUGUCCCCCAACUGUAAGAUCGUGUUUGAGCCCCACAACAUUGACAACGCCUCCCCCGCCACAGUAUCCCGUAACGGUAUGGUGUACAUGAGUAGCAGUGCGCUGGACUGGCACCCUAUCUUAGAGGGCUGGCUGAACCACCGACCCCCCACUGAGAGGAAGGUCCUGAUGGAGCUGUUCGAGGGCAGCUUCACUGCUGUUUAUACCUAUGUGUGGCAGAGUCUGAACCCCAGGAUGGAAACACUGGAGUGCAACUACAUACGACAGGCUUGUGAUCUGUUAGAAGGACUGAUCCCUGUAAAGAUAGACCUGAACUCGGGUCGGGAGGAGAUAGCAGUCCUUUCUCCGGAGCACUUAGGUCGUCUCUACGUGUUCGCCAUCAUGUGGUCUCUGGGGGCUCUGCUAGAGCUGGAGGACAGGGAGAAGAUGCAGGAGUUCAUGGUGGACAGGUGCUCUGUUGACAUGCCUCCUUUCAACAAACAUCCACCCGGAACUACUAUAUUCGAGUUUCUCGUUGACGACAAAGGUAACUGGCAGCACUGGUUGGAGAGGGUGGAGAAUUACCAGUACCCCACGGACCACUGUCCGGAGUACUCUUCUAUCCUGGUUCCAAAUGUGGAUAACGUGAGGAUGAACUUCUUAGUGGAGACCAUACACAAGCAGAACAAAGCUGUGAUGUUAAUUGGCGAGCAGGGGACCGCUAAAACUGUUAUUCUCAAGUCGUUCGGGAGCAACGUUGUCAAGGAAGCCCCUGAGUUAAAACUCUUUAAAUCCUUUAACUUCUCAUCCGCCACUACUCCUUAUCUUUUCCAGAGAACAGUGGAAGCGUUCGUUGACAAGCGCAUGGGGAACACGUAUGGUCCACCAGCCGGCAAGAAGAUGACUGUCUUUAUUGAUGACAUCAAUAUGCCUGUUAUCAACGAGUGGUUAGAUCAGAUCACCAACGAGAUCGUCAGACAGCUCAUGGAAAUGAACGGGUUUUACAGUUUAGAGAAAAUCGGAGAUUUUACAACGAUUACAGAUAUGUUCUUUAUGGCAGCCAUGAUUCAACCGGGAGGUGGUAGAAAUGACAUCCCUCAAAGGUUAAAGAGACACUUCAGUAUCUUCAACUGCUGCCUGCCUUCCAACGCCAGCAUGGACAAGAUCUUCAAGACUAUUGGCUGUGGUUACUACUGCAAGGAGAGAGGCUUCACGGAGGGUGUCAUGCAGUUUGUUGAGCAGGUGGUUCCUCUGACCAGGAAACUUUGGCAAGCUGUUAAAAUCAAGAUGUUACCGACCCCUGCCAAGUUCCACUACAUCUUUAACCUGAGAGAUCUUAGCAGGAUUUGGGAGGGAAUGUUGAAGUGUAUCCCGGAGGUAGCGUGCGAGCCGGCUAUUAUCCUAAAGCUGUGGAGACACGAGAGCACCAGGGUAAUAGCGGACAGAUUCACUAACCCUGAGGACCUAGUCUGGUUCCAGAAGACCAUGCUGAAUAUAGCUGAGGAGGAGCUGGGAGAGGAGUGUGCUGGUUACGUGCGGGAGGAUGACUGGUUUGUCAGCUUCCUCCGGGACGCUCCCGAUGUUACAGGGGAGGAACCUGAUGACCAUGACUUUGACGCUCCCUCUAUUUACGAGCCUAUCGCUGACUUCGUGCAGCUGGAAGCUAGGCUGAUCAACUUCAUGGAACAGUAUAACGAGUCUAUUAGAGGUGCUCCUAUAGAUCUAGUCUUCUUCAAGGAUGCCAUGACUCAUCUCGUAAAGGUAUCUAGAAUCCUACAGACUCCCCGGGGCAAUGCCUUGCUAGUUGGAGUUGGAGGGUCAGGUAAACAGUCCCUUACCAAACUUGCCUCCUUUAUCGCGGGCUACAAAACAUUCCAGAUAACACUGACCAGGUCCUACAACAGCAGUAAUCUGAUGGAUGAUCUGAAGAUCUUGUACAGGGCUACUGGACAACAGGGGAUACCUAUGAGCUUUAUAUUUACUGAUAAUGAUAUUAAAGAUGAAGCCUUCCUGGAGUAUCUCAAUAACAUUCUCUCAUCUGGCGAGGUUUCUAACCUGUUUGCACGUGACGAAAUGGACGAGAUUCAGCAGGAGCUAAUACCUGUGAUGAAGAAGGAGCUACCCAGACACCCACCGACUCCGGAGAACCUUUAUGAGUAUUUCCUCUCUAGAGCCAGGAAUAACCUUCACAUCGUGCUCUGUUUCUCACCGGUGGGGGAGAAGUUCCGAAACAGAGCCCUCAAGUUCCCAGGACUUAUAUCAGGCUGUACUAUGGACUGGUUUGCCAGGUGGCCCAAAGACGCCCUCAUAGCUGUGGCAAAGCAUUUCUUGUCCUCUUUUGAGAUGAGAUGCGUUGAUGAGGUCAAGGAACAGAUCGUAUACAGUAUGGGGUAUAUUCACGACGGGGUGGCUGAAGCUUGUGUCAAGUACUUUGAUAGGUUCCGGAGGUCUACCCACGUGACCCCUAAGAGUUAUCUCUCUUUCAUCGCCAACUACAAAGAGAUUUACAUGGAGAAGUGCAAGCAGAAAAACGAUAUGGCGCAACGCAUGAACACUGGUUUGGACAAGCUGAACGAAGCAAGUGAGUCAGUAGCGGAACUCUCGGUAGAGCUUGUCGAGAAGGAAAAGGAGCUCGCAGUGUCCUCUGUUAAAGCGGAGAAAGUGCUGGCCGAUGUGACUAUUCAAGCUGAGGCAGCAGAAGUUGCCAAACAGGAGGUGCAAAAAAAGAAGGACAAAGCUCAGUCUAUAUUCGACAGCAUCUCAAUUGACAAGAAGAUUGCGUUGGAAAAACUGGAGAAAGCAAAACCUGCUCUUAAAGAAGCUGAAGCGGCCCUGCUAACUAUAAAACCAGCAGAUAUAGCGACAGUGAGGAAGUUACCCAAACCACCUCAUCUCAUUAUGAGGAUAUCAGACUGUGUGCUGUUGUUGUUGGGCCGCCAAGUGGAACAGGUGGAGAUGGACCCGGACAGACCGUGUGUCAAGCCGAGCUGGAGCCACUCUCUCAAGAUGUUGAGUGGCAGCACUUUCCUGCAGUCUCUACAGAACUUUAACAAGGACACCAUAAACGACGAGGUGGUGGAGUUGCUGCAGCCCUACUUUGAGAUGCCAGACUAUUCGCUUGAAGUUGCCAAAAAGGUGUGCGGUAACGUGGCGGGACUCUGUUCAUGGACCAAAGCAAUGUCCGCAUACUACUCCAUCAACAAGGAAGUGUUACCACUUAAAGCUAACCUGGCAGUUCAAGAGCGGAGGUUGGAGGACGCCAACGAGAGUAAGCUCCAGGCUCAGGGACAACUGGACGCUAAGAACGCUGAACUGGACAAGGUAAGGAAACUGUACGAUGACGCUAUGAGGGAAAAGAAGGAUCUUGAGAACGAUGCUGAUACUUGCAAGAGGAGGAUGGUAGCAGCUAAAACUCUGAUAGAUGGACUGAGGGGAGAGAAGAUCAGGUGGACUGAGCAGAGUAAGGAGUUCAAGGCUCAGAUAGAGAGGUUGGCAGGAGACGUGUUGAUGGCGACUGGUUUUCUGUCCUACUGCGGACCCUUUAACCAGGAGUACAGACAGUUGUUACUGCGCAACUGGCAGGGAGAGAAUAAAAGCAGGAGUAUCCCAUACACUCACAACUUGGACCUCAUCAGCAUGUUGGCUGAGAAAACCACUAUAUCGGAGUGGAAUCUACAAGGGUUGCCUAGUGAUGAGCUGAGUAUCCAGAACGGUAUCAUCUGCACCAAGGCCACCAGAUAUCCCCUCAUUAUUGAUCCCCAGGGACAAGGAAAGAUCUGGAUCAAGAACAGAGAAAAUACCAUACUUACGAGCGAGGGAAAGGAGGCAAAAGAUUUCUCCGUGACAUCGCUCAACCACAAGUUCUUUAGAACGCAUCUGGAGGACUGUUUGUCGCAAGGGCGUCCUCUCAUGAUCGAGGAUAUAGGUGAGGAAUUGGACCCAAUUCUUGACAAUGUUCUGGAGAAAAAUUUCAUUAAGAGCGGCAAAUCAUUAAAGGUUAAAGUGGGUGACAAGGAACUUGAUGUGAUGAAAGGGUUCCGGAUCUACAUCACUACAAAACUAGCUAACCCAUCCUACACUCCGGAAAUAUCCGCUAGAACCAGUAUCAUCGACUUUACAGUAACGAUAAAGGGGCUGGAGGACCAGCUGUUGGGUAUUGUUAUUCUCAAGGAGAAGGGAGAGUUGGAGAAAGAGAGGACUAACUUGAUAGAGGAUGUGACAGCUAAUAAACGCAAGAUGGAUGAGCUGGAAGAGAACCUGCUGUUCAAACUAACCAGCAUCCAGGGUCCUUUAGUUGAUGACGAGUCUCUUAUUGAAGUGCUCGGUGUCACUAAGAUUACAUCUGAAGAGGUAAAGCACAAGCUAGUAACAGCGGCGGAGACGGAAGUGAAGAUAAACACAGCCCGAGAAGAGUUCAGACCAGUAGCAACCCGAGGUAGCAUCCUCUACUUCCUUAUAGUGGAGAUGAGCUAUGUUAACUCAAUGUACCAGACAAGUAUCAGACAGUUCCUGGCCCUCUUUGAUGAUAGUAUGGAGAAGUCGGACAAAUCUCCCAUCACGAGUAAGCGGAUAUCUAACAUCAUAGACUACCUGACCUAUGAAGUGUGGAAAUACCAAGUAAGAGGGCUGUAUGAGGAGCACAAGUUCCUGUACACUUUGCUCCUAACCCUCAAGAUCUGCCUUCAAUCCAACAGAAUCAAACCGAACGAGUUCAUGACCUUUAUCAAAGGCGGUGCAGCACUAGACUUAAAAGCCGUGGCACCAAAACCAAAAAACAACUGGAUAUCCGAUAUGACUUGGCUAAACCUGGUCGAGCUGUCAAAGAUUCCUCAAUUCUCUGAAAUCCUAACCCAAGUCUCACGAAACGAGAAAGCAUGGAGGCAGUGGUAUGACAGCGAUGCUCCGGAAGAGGGCAACAUUCCUGACGGUUACCAGAACUCACUUGAUAUCUUCAAGAGAACACUGCUGGUUAGAUCCUGGUGUCCCGACAGGACUUUAGCUCAGGCUAGGAGGUUCGUUGUGGACGCUCUAGGUCAGAGGUUUGCUGAUGGAGUUAUCCUUGAUUUCUACAUGAUGUGGGAAGAGAGCGAUAACAUGACUCCUCUAAUCUGCUUCUUGAGCAUGGGAUCCGAUCCUACUGCUCAGAUUGACACCUUAGCUAAGAAACUGAAGGUGGAUUGUAAACCUGUGUCUAUGGGACAAGGUCAGGAGAUCCACGCUAGACGCCUCCUCACCAACUCGAUGAGUCAGGGAGGAUGGGUCCUGCUGCAAAACUGUCAUCUGGGACUCAACUUCAUGGACGAACUACUUCAGACGAUCACAGAGCCGGCAGGUCCAGUACACGAGACCUUCAGACUGUGGAUGACAACAGAAGGACACCCUCACUUCCCUAUAAAUCUCCUUCAGAUUGGUCUGAAAUACACCAACGAACCACCUCAAGGGGUUAAAGCUGGAGUUAAGAGAACGUACAACGGAGUGACCCAAGAUCAGCUUGACAUAACCAACAUGCCCCAGUGGAAGCCCAUGCUCUACACUGUAGCAAUCCUCCACACAGUCGUUCAGGAGAGAAGGAAGUUUGGACCACUCGGCUGGAAUAUCCCAUACGAGUUUAACCAGGCUGAUCUGACAGCUUCUAUCCAGUUUUUACAGAACCAUCUAGAUGACAUGGAUCCUAGACACGGUGUGAACUGGAGCACGGUGCAGUACAUGAUAGGGGAGGUUCAGUACGGAGGCAGGGUUACUGAUGACAUGGACAAGAGGCUCCUCAAAACCUUCUGUAAAGUCUGGUUCAGGGAGGAGAUGUUUCUUCCGGGUUUCCAGUUUUUCACACCAGUUGGGAACAACUGCGAUGCUGGCAAGCCUUAUACCAUCCCACAAUGUAAAACUGUUCAGCAGUACCUGGACUUCAUUGAGAAGCUCCCUCCAGUAGACUCCCCAGAAGUGUUUGGGAUGCAUCCGAACGCGAACAUCACCUACCAGAGUAAAACAGCUAGAGAUAUCCUGGACACUGUCCUGAAUAUCCAGCCAAAAGAGAGCAGUGGGGGACUGGGGGAGACGAGGGAAGCUGCCGUCUCCAGAAUGGCUGACGACAUGUUGUCAAAGCUACCUGACGACUACAUCGCUCAUCAGGUCAAAGAUAGGAUUAACGAGAUGGGGGCUCUUUCUUCGAUGAACAUUUUCCUGAAGCAAGAGAUAGACAGGAUGCAGCGAGUGAUAACAUGUGUUAGGAGCACCCUGACAGAUCUCAAGUUGGCGAUCGAGGGAACCAUAAUAAUGAGCGAGAAGUUGAGGGAAGCACUCGAUAAUAUCUACGACGCCAAAGUGCCGCCCUUCUGGACCCGGAUCUCCUGGGACAGCAGCACUAUUGGCUUCUGGUUCACUGAACUGAUAGAGAGAAACUCCCAGUUUCACACUUGGUGCUUUAAUGGAAGACCUCACGUCUUCUGGAUGACUGGAUUCUUCAACCCUCAGGGUUUCUUAACUGCUAUGAGACAGGAAGUUACGCGAGCUCACAAAGGGUGGGCGUUAGAUCAAGUGGUCCUAAAUAACGAGAUGACCAAGUCAACAAAGGACGAUAUCACGGCCCCUCCCCCCGAGGGAGUGUUUGUUCACGGUCUCUUCCUGGACGGAGCGGGCUGGGACAGGCGGAACUCACGGCUUAUAGAGUCGCCUCCCAAGGUCCUGUCCGCUCCACUACCUGUUAUCCGGAUAUUCGCGGAGAACCAGGUCAUGGCGAAGGAUAGCAAGAUGUACGAGUGUCCGAUCUACAAGAAGCCGCGGAGAACGGACCUGACGUUCAUUGCUACGGUCGUUCUGAGACACGGCACUGCCGAUGUGGAGAAGUGGAUCAUGAGGGGCGUGGCUCUUUUGUGUGAUAUCAAGUAGACCUAGAGAGCAGCCACCAGUCCACAUCAGGCCAAGCUUUGGUAAUAUAUGACAUCAACUAUCAAGUUGAAUUAUUGAACUGUUGUUCAUCUUGACAGGUGUCUUGUGUUGCCUUAAGAUUCUCAAGUUCUUCGGGUGAAAAUUUCAAAUUUUGAAGUGAGCUUCAGCUGAGUAGCAAACAAGAAAGUAUGUCGUCAGAAUCAGAUAUUGACACUGACAGUUCAAUUUUUAUCCAGCAUGUACAUUGUACAAAGAUUGUGUUUAUAGCAAACUCUUAUGUACCUUAAUUUGUAUUAAAUAAUAUUAAUAAGAACUGUUUAUUCUUUUAUUGUUCAUUAAUUUACGCUUUAUAGUUUCACAGUGAAUGCAGUUGGGUGUAUUUUAGAGCAGCUUUUCAUACAUGAAACAUAAAAGUAGAAUAAUGAUUUUUUUCAUUGUUAAUCAAAGGAACCAUUAAAAAGGAGAAAAUAUUUGAGUGUAUACAGCAUUACGCUCGAAAACAUGAACAAUGAGUUAUCCGUAUCAGCGUUUCUGUUUUACCGAUCUUAAAUCGUUGAACUAUAAUUCCGUGUGUAUAGUCCAGUCUUGAAUUGGAAAUACUUUAUAUUUUUGUUUCAGUCAUUACAUGAUUACCCUCUUCGAUGUUAUAGAUU